Messenger RNA from Pneumocystis carinii B80, 1043 nucleotides. RefSeq lists its product as hypothetical. Bases 47 to 997 code for a protein of 316 amino acids. The transcript is spliced from 2 exons. The record is from RefSeq and is a predicted model, not a curated record. NCBI's taxonomy places the organism in Eukaryota, Fungi, Ascomycota, Pneumocystomycetes, Pneumocystales, Pneumocystaceae.
UAGGAGGUAGAUAAGUCGUUUUUUUUUGAAAAAAAACGGGUUAAAAAUGACGAAUAUAACUGGAGAACAUCAUCAAAAACAGAUAAAGGAUAUGCCGCAAUGCCAGGAAAUAGCACAGAAGAAUGUUACAGCAUCAUCUAUUAUAUUUCGUCAAGCAAAAAAACAAUUUGCAGCGUUAAAAUUAGAAAAUAAUUCACCAGGAAAAUCAAGUAUAAAGAUUAAUGGAAAUGCUCAAACAUCUAUGAAGACGAUUGGGGUUACGGGUAUUCAGGGAUUGCCUCCUUUCCAAAAUAAAAUUCCAGUUUUAAGGAUCUCACCAUCACUUAAUACGAUGAUGUCAUCGAAAAGUAAUAAUACAGCAGUUAUAAGAGCCAAAGUACCGAAAACUGUUAUAAAACCAGGGGAAAAAGUGCGUCCUUCAGAAGCGUCGAAAAAAGUAAUUACGAAUGGUACGAUAAUUAGACCAUCACAAACACCCAAAUCUACACGAAUUAAGACAGCAACCGUUUCAUCAUAUCAACAAAAACAUUCAUUACAACAAACAUCAGCGUCACCAAAUAAAAGCUUAAUUAAGAAGCCUAAUAUGCCUAUAACAUUGCGAGCAAAGACAGGUAUACCUUAUGCCUCUUUAGCUACAUCGCCAUUGCGUCCACAAAUACAAAAAAAAACGGAAAUAAAAAAGACCAAUGGUCAGCAGGAAACCCAAAAGAAACAGCCUGGCGCGAUCAAGGUGAUUUCUGUUAACGCGCUUAAUGCACGUCAGCCAAAAGUAAUUACAACAGAAAACAAUCAAAAUAAUAAGCCCCUUAGACUUGCAAUGUCACUUUCAAAAACUGGUUCCGUGCCAAAAACAAAUCAGUGUUUGUCCCCAAAUAGCAAAUCACCCCUUAAGCCUUUUGCUAGUGUAACUAAUCUAGUGUCGCAUGAGAAACUUAGAAAACCGAUUUUUGUAGCUUCUAAUACGAAUAAUGGAAGCAGUCAAAUGAAAAGGAUAUAGUGUUUGAAUAAGAAAAACCCUUAUUUAUUUUUUUUGAGUAAGUUUA